This is a messenger RNA of Dendronephthya gigantea, 3706 nucleotides long. Its product is annotated as cGMP-dependent protein kinase 1-like. The transcript has 19 exons. NCBI's taxonomy places the organism in Eukaryota, Metazoa, Cnidaria, Anthozoa, Malacalcyonacea, Nephtheidae. The record is from RefSeq and is a predicted model, not a curated record. Gene Ontology annotation, molecular function: cGMP-dependent protein kinase activity; ATP binding. Gene Ontology annotation, biological process: protein phosphorylation. Bases 491 to 2719 code for a protein of 742 amino acids.
UCAUGCACAUUUACGUCAAGCUAAGCGCGCGAUACACGAAUGCAUGCACGCAUGUUUACACACGAUACACGCCAAAAGUUCCCGCGUUGUCUAGCUGUAACAUUGUCUAAUAUCUUCGGCCUGUGAUAUGUGGAGUGUGUGGCAACAGCAUUGACGCAAUUUUGACCGUUUUAUAUCGCGUGAUUUGUGAAUAGUGUCAAACCUUUCGUCACGCUUUAUGGCAAACUGUGAUGGAGAGUGAGUUGGAUCGAGUUCCACGGCCAAUGCCGGUUUUUUAUUAACGGCUGUAUCGCGUUGCUAUUAUUGCUAUAUAUUUCAAAUCAAAUGAUUUAAGAAUACAUUAGAAAUUCAUUCCGCUGUCAAAGAGGAUAAAAUAUAACGACGUGAAGGUUUUGGAGAUACACUUGACCUAAAUAUAAGUAUAUUAAACUAUUAAAGACUAAUACGUUUUAAAGUUGAACUCAGGGUUGUUAUAUAACUUUGUGGCUCUAUGCCGUUUCGUCUGAGAAUGGGCAGUAGAAUUAGCACAAAUAACAAUUCGAAUGGCGAAAUGAAAGCGCCGCAUUCGAUUAAAUCCCGCGGAAAAAACGCCGUUGUCGAUCUUCAAAGGGAACUGUUGGAACGGGACGAUUUACUCACGAAAAAAGACGCCGAAAUUAACAGACUUAGCGAGGAGUUGUCAAAGCGUAACCAAGAAAUUACUCAGCUCCAAAAACGUAUUCAUGAAUUAGAUUGUGUCGUGCAACAAACGUCAAGUUCGAACCAGCCUAAGUUGGGCGAACUGCCUAAAAUUGUGGAGGAAAAACCAGCCCUUGUUAGGACAAACUCUAUGAAAUGGAAAAGGCAGGCGGUUAGUGGUGAAAGUAGUUCAAAUAUUCGAAGACAAGAAUCAAAUAGGGAGUUAUUGAAGUUUUCCAAAGAUUCGAGUUCUAGGCAUUUGAUACGUGAUGCAAUCUGUGCGAACGAUUUUCUUAAAAAUCUUGAAAAGUUUCAAGUACGUGAAAUCGUGAGCUGCAUGUACCCGAAGGAAUAUGAUAAAGAUAACUAUAUCAUCAAAGAAGGAGAGAUUGGGCACGCUCUGUUUGUAAUAUCAGAUGGGAAACUGGAAGUUACAAAAGACAACGAAGUAUUGGGAGAAAUGUCAAGUGGAACGGUAUUUGGUGAAUUGGCAAUAUUGUAUAAUUGCAAACGAACGGCUUCUGUAAGAGCGAAAGAACACUCAAAGCUAUGGGUGAUCGAUCGAUCAGUUUUCCAAGUUAUCAUGAUGCGGACUGGUAUUACAAGGCUUAAAGAGCACAUCCGGUUUUUGAAAAGCGUGUCACUGUUGAACAAGUUGCCAGAAGAAAAAUUAUCCAAAAUCGCAGAUGUCUUGCAAGAGGAAAUCUCUGACGAAGGGACAGUUAUAAUACGUGAAGGCGAGCAUGGUGAUACAUUCUUUAUCAUCAGUGAAGGAACGGUUCAAGUCACACAAACAGUAAACAAUUCUGACACUCCUCAGCUUGUCCGGAAUUUAAAGAAGGGCGACUACUUUGGUGAAAGAGCGUUAUUGAGUGAGGACAGAAGAACAGCUAAUGUAAUCGCUGGGGAGAAAGGUGUGACCUGUCUAGUCUUGGAGAGAAGUGCAUUUAACGAACUGAUUGGUGAUCUGAAUGAGCUGAAAGAGAAAGAUUAUGGCGACGAAGAACGAGGUGCAAUCAGAUUCGCUCCAUCAUGCGAAAACUUGACAAACAUCGGAACGGUGGCAAGGAAUAUUCCCAAAGAAAUUGUGGAGUUGGGCCUAAACGAUAUCACGAUUAUAGCCACGCUUGGGGUGGGAGGAUUCGGACGAGUUGAAUUGGUUCAAAGUAAAAAGGACAAGAAAACUUUUGCCUUAAAAUGUUUAAAGAAGAAACACAUUGUUGACACGAGACAACAGGAUCAUACUUAUUCAGAGAAGAAAAUUCUCAUGGAGUCAUCUUCAUCAUUCAUUGCGAAAUUGUACAAAACAUUCAAAGAUGAUAAAUACGUUUACAUGCUACUGGAGGCUUGCUUGGGCGGCGAACUCUGGACGCUGUUGAGAGACAAAGGCAAUUUUGACGAUACGGUUGCUCGUUUUUAUGUUGCAUCGGUGGUUGAGGCUUUUUCCUACCUUCACGGGAAGGGAAUUGUUUACAGAGAUUUAAAGCCGGAAAAUAUGCUCCUGGAUGGUCAUGGCUUUGCCAAGCUGGUUGACUUUGGAUUUGCGAAAAAAAUAGGAUUUGGCAACAAGACCUGGACGUUUUGUGGAACUCCUGAGUAUGUUCCACCUGAGAUUAUCUUAAACAAGGGGCAUGAUUUUUCAGCUGAUUAUUGGUCACUUGGCAUCCUUAUCUUCGAGUUGGUAACAGGAAACCCUCCAUUCACCAGUAAUGAUGCAAUGAAGACAUACAAUAUCAUACUUCGUGGUAUGGAUGUUUUAGAGUUCCCACGUAAAGUCAGUAAAAGUGCGGGUAACCUCGUCAGGAGACUGUGCCGUGAUAGCCCGACCGAACGGCUCGGGUACCAGAAAGAUGGCUUGCACGACAUCAAAAAACACAAGUGGUUUCAAGGAUUUCAUUGGCAAGGUCUUGUCGAUCGCUCAAUCGAACCUCCAUACAAGCCUAAGCUGACUGGUCCAACGGACAUAUCGAACUUCGAUCCAUUUAUUCCAGAGAAGGAAAUACCCCCAGACGAAUUUAGUGGUUGGGACGAAAACUUCUGAGAAAUCAUCGAGAUAAGGAAAUACCCCCAGACGAAUUUAUUGAUUGAUUUUAUUGAAUGAUUGAGACGAAAGCUAUGAAAGAUCAUUUAUAUAUACAUAUAUAUAAAGAAGACACGUACGAAAAACACGGCUGUGAAAUAACGCUCUAUAGCGUUAUAGUAUAUGGUAUUAUACGUGUGUACCAUAGUCCAUGCAUAAACCGAACCCGUCCUUCAACCUCUCUAAUAGAGAGGGCAAUUUCUGUUCAGCAAAGAUUGGUCCAUAGACAUACAGGCCAAAAAAAAGUAGCGGAGGGGGGGGGGGGUGAUUUAAGUACCAUACCAUCAUUUCUUCCUCUGCAUGUCCAGGAUAGUAUACUGUUUGUACAAUACACUUAAAAUAUCGUGACCACACUGUCAAGUCAUCAUAUGAAGUCAUCAAGAUCACAUAUGACCAGCAACUGAAUAAUUGUACAAAAUUAACAUGUUCAACAAGGUUAUAAAUGGUCCACCAGACACAGAACUUAAUUACAAUCUUGGCAAUAAUUAACAUGGACAUCGCGUGCGUAGAGAGAACCAUUUGUUAAUUUCAGCAUAAAUAACCCUUCGAAAAUGUUCAUCCCUAUCCUACCCCCUAUCCAAUGUUGGCAAACUAUUAAGCUGGCAACCGUGUCAUGUUUAAUCUUUAAACAACAUUGUAUCGGGGGAGUGGCAUGGGGACUUCUUGCCUUUAGAAGACCUCGACGUCUCUAAUUGAUUGAAAAGUGAAGUGUUCACAUGAUUAUUGCCAGGAUUGUAGCUUUUUAACUAUUAUGAAGCCUGUUUGUAGAGUGAACAAAAAAAACGACUGGUACAAUGUGAAUUGAGAAAUGUUUGAAACGACAAAACGUGUGGAAAUUUUUAUUAAGGGGCUAAUGAGCUCAAAGUUGCCAAAAUUAUUUUAAUUUUAGCGAAAGUUGCUUUGUUUGCAAAAAGUUGAUCGAUGUCUAAAAAGUUGCAAAAAAGUUUC